Otolemur garnettii (small-eared galago) is the source of this 3316-nucleotide messenger RNA. It is a transcript of the gene AAK1, whose product is annotated as AP2 associated kinase 1. The record is from RefSeq and is a predicted model, not a curated record. The transcript has 22 exons. Gene Ontology annotation, molecular function: protein kinase activity; ATP binding. Lineage: Eukaryota; Metazoa; Chordata; Mammalia; Primates; Galagidae. Bases 384 to 3305 code for a protein of 973 amino acids. Gene Ontology annotation, biological process: protein phosphorylation.
AGUCUUUGCCCUGCGCUCGGGAGAUCAGCUGGCGCGCGGGCGGGCGCCGAACGCGGCCCCGGCUCUCGCUGCAGCGCCGCCUCCUCUCUGCGUCGCAGGCCAGCCCGGCGGCCGUGACAAUGUCGCGGGGCUGGUAGCUGGGCGCCAGCCGCCGAGCCGUCUCAAGUUUAAACUUACACGAAUCGCUCUCUGGAGGAGGAGGGGACCCGCCGCGCGAUUGACACGCGUAUUCCUAUAGGCAUCCUCCCUCAACCCCCACCCCCACGGCCGGAUUCGGGUGGCUCCUCUCCGAGCUGAAAUCCGAGAAGAAAUCCUUGGAUCUCUUUUCUAAAAAAAAAUCUAAAAACCAUUGGUAUUUUGCUUUGCUGCUUUUUAUUUGCAAGAUGAAGAAGUUUUUCGACUCCCGGCGAGAGCAGGGCGGCUCUGGCCUGGGCUCUGGCUCCAGCGGAGGAGGGGGCAGCACCUCGGGCCUGGGCAGUGGCUACAUCGGAAGAGUCUUUGGCAUCGGGCGACAGCAGGUCACUGUGGAUGAGGUGUUGGCGGAAGGUGGAUUUGCUAUCGUGUUUCUGGUGAGGACAAGCAAUGGGAUGAAAUGUGCCUUGAAACGCAUGUUUGUCAACAACGAGCAUGACCUCCAGGUGUGCAAGAGAGAAAUCCAGAUCAUGAGGGACCUGUCAGGGCACAAGAACAUUGUGGGUUACAUUGAUUCUAGUAUCAACAAUGUGAGUAGCGGCGAUGUAUGGGAAGUUCUCAUCCUGAUGGACUUCUGUAGAGGAGGCCAGGUGGUAAACCUGAUGAACCAGCGCCUGCAGACAGGUUUUACAGAGAAUGAAGUGCUCCAGAUAUUUUGUGAUACUUGUGAAGCUGUUGCCCGCCUGCAUCAGUGCAAAACCCCUAUUAUCCACCGUGACCUGAAGGUUGAAAAUAUCCUCUUGCAUGACCGAGGCCACUAUGUCCUAUGUGACUUUGGAAGUGCCACCAACAAAUUCCAGAAUCCACAAACCGAGGGAGUCAAUGCAGUUGAAGAUGAGAUUAAAAAAUACACAACGCUGUCCUAUCGAGCACCAGAAAUGGUCAACCUGUACAGUGGCAAAAUCAUCACUACAAAGGCAGACAUUUGGGCUCUUGGAUGUUUGUUGUAUAAAUUAUGCUACUUCACCUUGCCAUUUGGGGAGAGUCAGGUGGCAAUUUGUGAUGGAAACUUCACAAUUCCUGAUAACUCUCGGUAUUCUCAAGAUAUGCACUGCCUAAUUAGGUAUAUGUUGGAACCAGACCCUGACAAAAGGCCAGAUAUUUACCAGGUCUCCUACUUCUCAUUUAAACUACUCAAGAAAGAAUGCCCAAUUCCAAAUGUACAGAACUCUCCCAUUCCUGCAAAGCUUCCCGAACCUGUGAAAGCCAGUGAGGCAGCUGCAAAAAAGACCCAGCCAAAGGCCAGACUGACAGAUCCCAUUCCUACUACAGAGACUUCAAUUGCACCCCGUCAGAGGCCUAAAGCUGGGCAGACUCAGCCGAACCCAGGAAUCCUUCCCAUCCAGCCGGCCCUGACACCUCGGAAGAGGGCCACAGUUCAGCCUCCACCUCAGGCUGCAGGCCCCAGCAAUCAGCCUGGCCUUUUAGCUAGUGUUCCCCAACCGAAAAGCCAGCCCCCACCCAGCCAGCCUCUGCCACAGUCUCAGGCCAAGCAGCCACAGGCUCCGCCCACCCCACAGCAGCCGCCUUCCACUCAGGCCCAGGGUCUGCCCACUCAGGCCCAAGCCACACCCCAGCACCAGCAGCAACUCUUCCUCAAGCAGCAGCAGCAGCAGCCUCAGCAGCAGCCACAGCAACAGCCACAGCAGCCACCACCACCAUCACAGCAGCCAGCAGGCACAUUUUACCAGCAGCAGCAGCAGGCCCAAACUCAGCAGUUUCAAGCAGUACAUCCAGCAACCCAACAGCCAGCGAUUGCUCAGUUCCCUGUGGUGUCUCAAGGAGGGUCUCAACAGCAGCUAAUACAGAACUUCUACCAGCAGCAACAACAACAGCAGCAGCAGCAGCAGCUGGCCACAGCCCUGCACCAACAACAGCUGAUGACUCAGCAAGCUGCUUUGCAGCAAAAGCCCACAGCGACAGCAGCACAGCAGCCCCAAACACAGCCGGCUGCAUCCCCGCAGCCAGCCCCGCAGCCAGCCCCUGCCCAGGAGCCAGGGCAGAUUCAAGCCCCGGUAAGACAACAGCCAAAGGUUCAGACCACCCCACCACCUGCCACCCAGGGACAGAAACUUGGAUCUCUCACUCCUCCAUCAUCCCCCAAAACCCAACGUGCUGGGCAUAGGAGGAUUCUCAGUGAUGUAACUCACAGUGCAGUCUUUGGGGUCCCAGCCAGCAAAUCAACCCAGCUGCUCCAGGCAGCUGCAGCUGAGGCCAGUCUCAAUAAAUCUAAGUCUGCAACCACCACUCCAUCAGGCUCUCCUCGGACCUCCCAACAAAACGUCUAUAAUCCUUCAGAAGGUUCUACGUGGAAUCCCUUUGAUGAUGACAAUUUCUCUAAACUCACAGCUGAAGAACUGCUUAACAAGGACUUUGCCAAGCUGGGGGAAGGCAAACAACCUGAGAAGCUUGGUGGUUCAGCUGAGAGUUUGAUCCCAGGCUUUCAAUCAACCCAAGGUGAUGCUUUUGCCACGACCUCAUUUUCUGCUGGCACUGCUGAAAAAAGGAAGGGUGGGCAGACUGUGGACUCUGGCCUCCCACUUCUGAGCGUAUCUGAUCCUUUCAUUCCUCUUCAAGUACCUGAUGCACCAGAAAAACUAAUUGAGGGACUCAAAUCUCCUGACACUUCUCUUCUGCUCCCUGACAUCUUGCCUAUGACAGAUCCUUUUGGUAGUACUUCCGAUGCAGUAAUUGAAAAAGCUGAUGUUGCUGUUGAGAGUCUCAUACCAGGACUGGAGCCUCCAGCUCCCCAGCGCCUCCCAUCUCAGACGGAAUCUGUGACCUCCAACCGCACAGAUUCUCUCACCGGGGAAGAUUCCCUCCUUGAUUGCUCUCUGCUUUCUAACCCUACUACUGACCUCCUGGAAGAGUUUGCCCCCAUAGCAAUCUCUGCUCCAGCCCAUAAAGCUGCAGAAGAUAGUAAUCUCAUCUCAGGUUUUGAUGUCCCUGAGGGCUCGGACAAAGUGGCGGAAGAUGAGUUUGACCCUAUUCCUGUAUUGAUAACCAAAAACCCACAAGGUGGGCACUCUAGAAACAGCAGUGGGAGCUCUGAGUCCAGUCUUCCCAACCUAGCCAGGUCUUUACUGCUGGUGGAUCAGCUCAUAGACCUGUAGCCGUGACCCAG